Myxocyprinus asiaticus (Chinese sucker) is the source of this 3128-nucleotide messenger RNA. It is a transcript of the gene dph1, whose product is annotated as diphthamide biosynthesis 1. Gene Ontology annotation, molecular function: 2-(3-amino-3-carboxypropyl)histidine synthase activity. The record is from RefSeq and is a predicted model, not a curated record. NCBI's taxonomy places the organism in Eukaryota, Metazoa, Chordata, Actinopteri, Cypriniformes, Catostomidae. Gene Ontology annotation, biological process: protein histidyl modification to diphthamide.
CGUGUGUUUGUUUAGGGAAAGAUGGCAGCUCCCACGAACGAGAUUGAAGUGCUCUCUACGAAAAAAGCUAAUGUGAGGGGUCCAAGAAGAGUGGCCAAUCAGAUUCCAGAUGACAUCCUCAAAGAUCCAGAGCUCAGCGAUGCCAUUAAAGCUUUGCCUGCUAACUACAACUUUGAGAUCCACAAAACAGUAUGGCGGGUACGACAAGCUAAAGCUAAGAGGGUAGCCUUGCAGUUGCCCGAGGGUCUGCAGAUGUUUGCCUGUGUGAUCACUGACAUCAUUGAGAGAUUCACAGUGGCAGACACUCUUGUGAUGGGGGAUGUGACAUAUGGGUCCUGCUGUGUGGAUGACUUCACUGCCCGUGCUUUGGGAGCCAACUUCAUGGUGCAUUACAGCCACAGUUGUCUUAUCCACAUAGACUCCACGGAGGGCAUCAAGAUGCUGUAUGUGUUUGUGGACAUCCAGAUUGACACUGCCCACUUCCUGGACACGCUCAAGUUCAACAUUCCCCCCGGCCACUCGUUCGCCCUCGUCAGCACAAUCCAGUUUGUGGCCGCUUUGCAGGCAGCCAGCGCAGAGUUGAGGCCAGAUUAUGAGGUGUUGGUGCCUCAGUGUCGGCCGCUCUCUCCUGGGGAGAUCCUCGGGUGUACCUCACUGCGUCUAGAGAAACAAGUCAAGGCCAUCAUAUAUCUUGGGGACGGAAGGUUUCACUUGCAAUCCAUCAUGAUUGCCAACCCAGAGAUACUUGCAUACAGGUAUGACCCAUACAAUAAAGUGUUUUCUCGUGAGUAUUAGGCCAUGAGGGCCACCAGACUGCAGGCCAUAGAGAGGGCCAGCUCCACCCAGAGAUGGAGCCUCAUCCUAGGUACUCUCGGCCGGCAGGGCAACCCCAAAAUCAUGGAGCACUUAGAGACUCGGUUGGAGUCUUUGGGCAGGUCGUACACUCGAGUACUUCUGUCUGAGAUCUUCCCCAGGAAACUGGCGCUCCUGGCAAACGUAGAUGCGUGGGUUCUGAUCACUUGUCCCCGACUCUCCAUCGACUGGGGAACUGCUUUCUCCAAACCCCUGCUGUCUCCAUAUGAGGCAGCAGUAGCCCUGCAGCAGGUUGGAUAGCAGGAGGUGUAUCCUAUGGAUUUCUAUUCCAAUCAGAGCCUGGGGUCUUGGACUCCUAAUCACCCAGACAACCAGCCGAAAAGGCCUGUACGCAAACCAUUGCAGGUGUAUGGCAGUCAGGAGGUGAGGAGCUGUGGCCGUGAGCAGAGCGCCCCCUGUGGCUGUCAGCCAGAAUAAACUCAGCCCUCAACACGAGUGGUCUGCCAGGCAACCACAGAUCAUUGUGGACAUAUGCAGGAGACAUGCAAGCCAAUCAAAGCUCACAGCUCAGCUCUGUUAUCUCACUAUGGAGUUCUGUGUCCACAACAGACUUUAUCAAAAUCUACUGUCAUGCACUAAGAGUGAGUGUGUGUUUGUGUGUAAAUUUUUCCAAACCCGUAAGAGUUUUUCUUCUGCUGAACACAACCUUUGUUUGGCAGAAUGUUAGUCUUAGUCACCAUGUACUUUCAUUGCAUAUUUUGUUUCAUAUGAUCAAAGUGAAUGUUGACUGAGGCUGUCAUUUUGUCUAACAUCAUCUUUUGUGUCCCACAGAAGACAUAAAGUAAUAUGGGUUUGGAACAACAUGAGGGUGACGAUGACAAAAUGUUCAUUUUUGGAUGAACUAUCUUUUUAAGCAGAGAAAGGGAGAUAAAAAAAUAAAAUAAAAUAAAAUUGGUAAUGAGAGAGAGAAAGAAUGUGGGAUUAUGCAAAAGUGUAACAAAGUUUUAUAUGUGUAAUUUUUUAUACUGACAUACCGCUGGUGUGUGCAAGAGAGAUAAUCCAUUGAAAAGAGUGCUGACCCUAAAUGUGCAGUGUUUCAUCUGGCGCCAUGUGGGUGGCUUUAGUUAAAUGUAAUCAUCUUGUCCCUCAGUUAGAAAGAAGCUGCCAACCACAUUGCAUAGGUGACCUUCAUCCUUUCAAAAUAACUGGGUGGAAAUGAGUGUGUUUUAAGAAUUAUUCAUCUGCAGAGGAAGAUAAUACUCAUUCUGAGUUCCAGCUCAUGCUUUUGCCUUUCUCAUUAUGCCAUCAGUGGUUCUACAACAAAAAGACUUUGAAUGUUUUGUACAGAACACAUUUCAUCUAUACAGAGAAUCAAAUUACAUGUUUACCAUUUACUGUAAUACUUUGAAUAACUGGUACAACACGAAUUCCAUUAAAUAUAUUCUCUUUUAUACGCCGUGAACAAUGAAACCUUGGAUGGAUCAGCAGUCAAGUGAGACACAUGGAGCCAAUUUCCCUACAAUGGAUUAGACCAAGUCUUGGAAGAAUUUUCACUGUCGGUAGAGAUUAUUCAUUGUAAAAUCUUUUAUGGAAUACACGUGUUCUGGAAAGCAGCCGUAUCCCUGUGAAUCUGGCAUUAAAUAUGCUGACUCUGUGAAAUCAUCACAGGCCUGUCAAAUUAGUUUAAUCCAUUUUAGUUGUCUUCUCUUAAAGGUGCAGUAUGUAAGAUUCAGAAACCCUUGUUAUUAAUGACACCUGUGGCCGUUAAGUGAAUUGCAGCCAGCUACCUGUUGCUCAUGCUCGCUCGUGUACACACUCCAAAGGGACGCGAGCGAGCAUCGACCAAAACAAUGACGUAACGUACAAAGAGACAACGUGAUUCACUGGCAUCAUGCUGACAGAUGAGGUAGCAUAAUUAAAGUACACUGUUAUGAUUGUUUUAUUACAAACUUUGAAACUGUAUAUUAUAUUUGACUCUCCAGUGCUGGAACAGGCUAAAACAAAGUGUGGAUAUAGGUCUGACUAUGCGAGACUGUAGUUUGAAGUAAUCACUUUUCAUUGCAUGAUACAUUGACUGUAUUUAUACGAUAGCCUAUGUCGGCGUUAGCUAGCUAGCCAGCUUUAUCAGUAUCUGUUAGCUAAAUUUGGUGGAUGAUGACAGUAGCUGUUUAUAAAAUAGACUGUACAUUAUAAAUAUGUUGACACAAUUCAGUAUUGAUGUGAUUCCAUCGCAACUGUCAUUUUGAUAUAUCGAUGCGCUAUUGUUUUAUAAUAGAAUGUAACUUGGUUAUACAGAAAAUAUUUACGUUACACUA